This is a messenger RNA of Trichoderma reesei QM6a, 2515 nucleotides long. RefSeq lists its product as uncharacterized. Lineage: Eukaryota; Fungi; Ascomycota; Sordariomycetes; Hypocreales; Hypocreaceae. The record is from RefSeq and is a predicted model, not a curated record. The transcript is spliced from 3 exons. The coding region runs from base 454 to 2301 and encodes 615 amino acids. Gene Ontology annotation, cellular component: site of double-strand break.
UCUGUGCUACACGCUGAAUGCGCUGCAGUUACUGGCGCAAAUACUCUCGUUUCCUCUCUGCUCGCCUCGGUAUUGGCCCAUCACGCAACGCCCUCCAUCAGUGCGCAUUGCUCUCUACAUACGCGUCGCUGGCCUCGAUGCCGUGACCCGCUGACGGCAUCUGUCGCUGUGGGCGCAGAAGCAUCACAGAGAGUCGCAUUGCUUCAGAGACGCAGGCGCUGGUACGGAUAGCAUCUCAGGAAAGACAGCAUCUGCUGAUGACGGAUUCUACCGGCGGGCGAACGAAAAGAGACGUCACUUGUUAUACCUAGACGCCAGAGUCGACAGCAAUCCAACGUUAUUCAGCACCAACACCGGCGUCGAUACGAACGAAAGCGGUAGAUUGGCGCGAUUCAGACCCGGCGCAUCCGUGAUACGAGCAUCGACACCAGCCGUAGCAGCGAGAGAAGCACGAUGGAGCGGCCACGGGGGCUCAGCGGCAUGGCCUUUGGCGACGCCGUCGUCAUGGACGAAGACCGGCCAGGCGCUGGUGCCCAACUGAUAUCGCCAAUGGCAGCCAGGACCCGCUCGCUGUCUGACAGCACCGGCACGCCGCUGUCGUCCAGCCCGCGAAUCACCGAGGCCUCGCGCCGGACCUCCAAGGACGACAGCAGCAUCGCCCACCUGCCCCCGCCCGAGACGCCGCGACGCUCCGGCCUGCGCGGCCUGUCCAUCCAGAUGCCGCCUCGCCAAUUCACUCCGCCGCCGGGGACCCCGUCCGGCUCCUGCACACGGCCAGCCCCGUUGUCGCCCAAGCUGGAACACUCGCAGAUCUACUCCUCUCCCACCAAUCUCUUACCCCGCCGCUCUCGCGGCCUCGACUUCUCCCGGGCGGCCACGAGCCUUCACCACUCGACCCUGGCCGAACAGCCGUCGCCAAGCUCGUCACCAGUAAUCACCGACAUGGCCAUGAAUAUACCACCUAGGCUGGGACCGUAUGGGGGACCAGAGCAGACGUCGACGUCGCUGUGGUCCAUGAUGGGCGACCAGGAGCGGCUCAAUAUCAGCACCUCUCUCGGGAGCAACCAUGCGCCACCAUCAGACUCAUCGAGCUCCUCCGAGGAAGACGAGGACAUGGACGAAGACAUGGACGAGGCCUACGUGACCACGCCCCAGGUGUCCAAGACGGGGAUGCCCAUUGUGCCGAGCUCGCCGUCGAUGGGCAAUUUCUCAAGUUUCCAGCACCGGCAGCGGCACCGCAAGCCACCCAAGAUGAAACCGCGCGGUCCUCUGGGUCUUGGCUUCAACCUCGCUUCUGCUGUCCUUUCCAAAUCACCCCCUUCGAACUCGGCUGCGGCCCGGGCCAGACGGGAGAGCAUAAGUUGGCAGGCAAACCAGCUGCACAUCUCAUCGGGAGACAUGGACGAAGGCGGCGGGGCGGAGGGCAGCAAUGGCGACCAGAAGAGUGUGACUCGACGAGUGGUCACGCGGCGAGGGAAUCUCUUGCUAACUGUUUCUCAGCCCAAAGCAAAAGCAUUUGCGCGCAUCCGGGCAGCCCUCGCUGAAGAGGGCUCACCGGCCGAAGCCGAGUUCAUGAAGGAAGCCGAAAUCGUAAAGCAGGUCCGUGAAAGCGACGUUCCCGAAACUCGCCAUCCGCCUACAGGAGUCGACGCAAGCGCCAUGACGACGGCUCACUCAUCGCCCAACUUGAGCGGCAUCCAGGAGGCCAUGGAAGAGAUACCGGUGGACGACGCAAUGGCCGAGUUGGGUGCGGGACUGUCCAGUAGCUUUAAACAACACGCGAUGAAGAAUUCAAAGGGCAAGCAGUUUUGGGACACCUUUUCCGACUCGAGCGGCGCGAGAACACCGCCUCCGGCGUCAUCGUUGCUCCCUCGCGGUUCGUCAUCGGGCAUGAGUGAGGACACGAACAUGGACUCUCCAUCGCAGAGCGCCGCCGCUUUUUAUAACGGCCAACUGCCCAGCGCCGCGGAAAUCACGCGGCGAAUCAACAACAAGCGCCGCCGCGACGACGACUUUGACCCGACGAGCUUCAAGCGCCGCGCCGUCAGCCCCAGCAUCAGCGCGCAUAACUCGCCCAUUGUGCAGAGCCCCAUGCAGCGCGACGUGAUGCCCUGGGGCUCGCGGCCCGGUAGCACCGGCGGCGACCGGGGCAGCAGCGGGCAGAGCGACUCGGGCAGCAUGGGAGGGACGCCGGCGAAUCCGCCCGUGGGCUCGACGGGGCAGGUUGGCCGAAAGGGGAGAGUCGGGAUGCAGGGCAUGGUCGAUACCAACGAUGGCAUUAUGCGGAUGAGCAUUGAGUGAGUUUGUUUGUUUGUUUGUUGGCUGGCGUAUAUAUGGAUGGGGGGUGGGGGCGAUUCUGUUGUCCUCCUUUUUGUUUUGUUGGACGUGAGGGUGUAUAAACGGGGUGGGAUUCUGUUGCAUUUUCCACGGCGUUUGGGGGGAUACCAUCUACCGGGACAGACUGGUAGCGGCGGAAAGGGGGGGGAAAGGGCAUUUGUGUUUUGAAGCAUGUAUA